Molecule: messenger RNA, 1621 nt
Organism: Epinephelus moara (kelp grouper)
Lineage: Eukaryota; Metazoa; Chordata; Actinopteri; Perciformes; Serranidae
Product: ankyrin repeat and SOCS box protein 9-like
Exons: 8
Coding region: 360-1355 (331 amino acids)
Biological process (GO): protein ubiquitination; positive regulation of protein catabolic process; intracellular signal transduction
Molecular function (GO): protein binding
Source: RefSeq, a predicted model, not a curated record
UCUACGCUGCCCAUCCCCUGCUGAAGGGGAUGGGUGUGGCUGCAGAGUCACGUUACACUCAAAUUACAGACCUGCUCAACAGGCCCCUCACCCACUCCCUCUGCUCCUUCAUUGGUUGGUUGAGAUCAAACCGCUCAACUCAACCAGCCUGUUUCCUGCAGGCAAAUACUUUGUCAAAGAGGAAAUGACAUCACAGGACCAGGACUUACCACAAAAACACUGAAAACAGAUGAGGACCAAACAACUAUCAGAUGUCCUGUGACUCCGAGGAGCACACAGUUCAGCCUCUGUUACAAAAUACCUGUGAGGAGAAACAAUCUGGCCAUAAAACAACAGCUUUUGGAGCGACACUGUGAAGUAUGUCUGCUGAACACACAGAGACCCGGGGAGACACUACAUGUCAGAGUGGAGCUGGUGUUUUUUUCUCCAACCCUUUCAUGAGUGACUUUGAAUCAGACUGGUCACCGAUUCAUGAUGCUGCCUUUAAUGGACGUGUCCUCGCUCUGCAGAGACUCAUUGCUCAGGGUACAUGUGUGAACCUGAACACUCUGGACCAGGUUUCUCCCCUUCAUGGAGCUUGUUUACAAGGCCACGGGUCCUGCGCCAAGCUUCUGGUGGAUAAUGGGGCAAACGUUAACAGUUCAACAGUGGACGGACAAACUCCCCUGUCUGAAGCUUGUGCCCGAGGCCAUGUGACCUGCGUAUCGCUGCUCCUUCAACACGGAGCGACUCCCGUGGGGACCAGCCAGACCAGCUCUCCGAUCCACCGGGCUGCAGCCAAAGGUCAUCCAGAGUGCAUCAAGUUGCUUGUUCAGCACGGCGCUGAUGUGGAUCAGUGUAUCGACCAGUCAGGGUUCCCUCUGCAUACCGCCUGCUCCAAUCAGCACCUGGGUACUGUGAGCAAACUGCUUCAACUUGGUGCCAGUGUGAACAGCUGUGCAUCUGGUGACUCGCCGCUGCACAUCGCUGCCCGUCUGUCCAGCCCUGAGAUGGUGUCGGUCCUGCUUGACCACGGGGCCGAUCGAUCCCUCAGGAACUCGGAGGGCAAACAGCCACUGGACCUUGCGCCUCCCAACAGCCUGGUGGAGAGGCUGUUGAGACAAGCAGGAACGUCUCCCUUAAUGCAGCUGUGCCGGCUGAACAUCAGGAAAACUGUGGGCAAGCAGAGACUGGGUGGGAUUCACGACCUUCACCUUCCCACAGAAGUGAAACAGUAUCUCCUCUACCAAUCAGACCCAGAGGGAGUCUCAUCUAAUGCACAGAGGAGCUCAGACUCUGAGCAUUUAACUUCUAGACCUACACUAGAUAAACUCUCACGUGAAAUCUUGUUCAUGUCCGCUACAAUUCAUCCCUAGAAUGUUCCUGGAAACGGCUCAGCGUGUUUGGCUCUUGCAGGGUAUGUAGUAAAAAAAAACAACAACAACCUGUUUGUAGAUCAGCUGAAAACACACAGUACAUAAGUCACCUCCACCUAAUAAAAAGUCACCUUAAAAAUGUCCUUGAAUUUGAACACAUCAAGAGAGAGGCUGGAUUGAUAUUAUUGAUAUUUUUGUUCUGCAAUUAUCAUGACUAUGACUGAAUAAUAAAAACUAAGGGAUUUUUUCCCAUUAUUUCAAAUUAA